UUUAUUUAACUAACAAGGCUUGAAGUCAUAUUGUUUUAACAGACGUUUGAGUCUUGGGUUCUUUUGCCAGCCUUCUACCUGUGUAUUUAUAAAACACACGCUAAAUUAUAUAUCUCUGGUAAGUAGGGAAAAUCUAUGCAGAAAUUUCUACUUUUUUGCCUCUAAAAGUUUAAAAGUAAAGAAUCAAUGUACAAACUGACUGCUCAAAGGUAGCUAACAUAUGCAAUAUUAUAUAUACUAACAGUUUUGAAUUAGAGCUAUUCCUCUUAUAAUUUGUCACCAUAGCAAAUAUUUAUGAAAGAGAAAAGUAGAUUUUUUUUUUAGUUUGACUGCAUUUUAGCAGGUUUAACUAAGGCAUUUUCCCCAGAUUGCAUCAUUAGUUAUUUCAGUACACUGCAUCUAUAAAUUUCAAUGUAGCCUACUUCCGUCAUAACUAAAAAUCAAACUCAAUCAAUUAUUUAAUUUAAUUUUUUGGUACAAUUUUGUCACAUCCUCUCGCUCUCUGGGCCACAGUCUAAAACUGUGUAAAAUGAUUUGAUGCUUCAAACUAACCGGCUGUGUAGUCCCUUCUUUCAUAAGUAGCUUUGAUUGACCGGAAGUGACUCAACAGAUGUUGUAUGACCGACCGGAAGAGCAGGAGCAAUCAUGACAGAUGGAGCUGUAGCCACAUGUUUCUGAUGGGUUGGAGCUUGUUAUACGUUGCUGUAAGCAUCACACCCAAUCAGCACUGGUUCCAGAGGGAGGAAAGGACAGGCAGAUCUAGAUCAAACAAGACCUAGAAACUCAACCUACAUCGGGCAGAGUUAAGACGGCUGUCAUAAGGAUUGCUUCGACGACUGUUUGGAGAGGGAUAUGGAGAAGAGGACAGAUACACAGGCUGUAACUCUUCAGAGGCAGUGCAUCCAUGAGAGGGAAAAGUCUGAAGACUCUGAUGUCCAAAGGAAUCUUACAGGUGCAUCCUCCAAUCUGUGACUGUCCUGGCUGUCGAAUUUCAUCUCCAGUGAACCGCGGGCGCUUGGCUGAGAAACGCACCAUCCCCCUGCCUCCCAACCGGGUUCCCAAGAAGGAGCUGGCCUCCAUCUUCAGCAGUGACGACAGUGAAGGCAGCGAGCGGGCCAGUGGGGAUCAUGCCCACAUCAAACAGGAGGACGAGUUACAUUACAGUAUUAUGAGAAAGAGUCGUGACAGUGACCUCUCUACAAUCAUCUCGAACCUGCACCACACCAGACAGCACGGCAUGCCCGAGGGCCAGUCAGCUACUGACCACAACACCAGUACUGGACACACAGAUGACCUUCUAGGAAAGAGGAGAAGCUUCUCUCCCAACAGCAGCAGCGAGUGUCCCUCUGACAGCAAGAAGUCACGCAGUGUAUCCCCCAAAGAGAACUCUCAAAGCCCAGUGGUGGAGGCAGGCGGCAGCCACGGCCUCAUGAGCCCUGAGGAGCACUACAGGCGCAUGAUGUCCGCGCUCAGUGAGCAAGGCUCCUAUGAGGAGCAACAACAGCGGCUUUACCAGCUGGCAAGCAGUAUGGGUCUCCCCGGCCACGACAUGCUGCGCGCUCGACAGGAAGCGUUGGCUGCAGCAGUGAGGAAUCCAGCCGCCCUAGAAGCUCACCUGCCCUCUGCGGGCAGCUCCUCUUCGUCCAGCCAGAGACGCAAGCAAGGUCUGCCGCAACACCGGGACGCUCAUUACCCCGACAGAGAUCUGUCCCAUCCUCCACCCCUACUGUCACCUCCAACUGCUCCUCACAUUGCCUUAGGACCCCACCUGCGGCCUCCUUUCCUGGGUAUGCCCUCAGCUCUCUGCCAGGCGCCUGGUUAUGGUUUCCUCCAACCAGCUCAGGCUGAGAUGAUUGCCCGCCAGCAGGAGAUGUUGAGAAAGCAGAAUCUAGCCAGACUUGAGAUGUCCGCAGAGCUUCUCAGACAGAAGGAGUUGGAAAGUCUCCACCAGCGACAGCAGCAGCACCGUCUUCUGAGCUCGGACCAUCUAGGAGCUCUACCUCCUAGCCUGCCUCCCGACCAUCCAGCCCUGCGAAGCCUCCACGACAUCCCAGAGGGUCAUCCACUCCGAGAAGAACUGGUCCGCCGCUCAAAUGCAAUGCUGGUGCUUCGCCAUGGGGCUGCCACACCUCUCCUAACGCUCAACCACCACCAGCAGCAACAGCAACCAGGAGCGUCCUCUGCACCCAAAGACACACAGGCACAGAGCUCCAGAGCUGGGCAAGAUGCUGAGCCAAGGAAGGCUCCUUACAGAGGCUCUAAAACACAGCACCGUGCAGGGGACCAUACUGAAAGAAGAGAGGACAGAGGAGACAGAGAGGUGCAGGAUGAGGAGAUGAAGGACUCUGACAGUGACUCAGAGAUAUGUGAGGAGAGGCAGGAGAGAGUCAGUGCCACAUCCAGCAGUAAACCCAGAGACAGAGAGGGGGGUAAGGAGACUGGCAGCAAGGGAGUGUGUGACGGUGCCAACGAGGGUGGAGAGGGCUCAGGAAGGCUUAGUGCCCCCUGUAGCUCAGCAGGUACAGAGUCACCGAAUCACCAUCUCUUCACUGCUGGACUGGGCAAAACUGAUGUGAAGUACCACCUGCCGCCUGGGUUUAUGCCACCGCUGCCUGCUCUGCACGCCCAGUCGCUGCCCUUUGGAUUCCCUUACACCAACCCCUACUUCCACACUGGCUCUAUGGGAGGUCUUUUCAUGGAUGGGGAGGACUCAGCCACAGCAAACCCUGUGGAGGACAUCAGCAAGUGGAGUGUGGAGGACGUGUGUGGCUUCAUAAGCAGCCUGGCCGGAUGUGCUGAAUACACACAGGUGUUUCGGGAGCAGGCCAUCGAUGGAGAGACAUUACCGCUGCUCACUGAGGAGCACCUGCUCAACACCAUGGGACUAAAGCUGGGGCCUGCGCUCAAGAUCCGCUCACAGGUGGCGCGGCGUGUUGGCAGGCUUUUCUACAUGACUGGAUUCCCGCUGGCAUUCCCGUUUCCGCCUUCUGCCGCGCUACGCCCCCCAGAAAGGGAUCGGGACCCCCUGUCUACGCCUUCUGACACACCUAUGCCCCUCUCUAUGUCCCUAUCCCACAGACCCAUCUCAACCAGCAGCAGCUCCUCACCAUACAGUGGACCCACCCCGGGGUGCUCCUCCCCCAAGCAAGAAAACGGUAAUGGCCCCGCAGUGGUGGGAAGAUAUGAGGCUAAAACGCCUUCAUAGGAGAGGGCUGGCAGGAGCGAGGAAGACAGACCUGCCUCAAACCAACCAAAGAGUCAGAAAGACUGACUCCCAGGGCCCACCUCCAGACUCUGCCCCACUUUGGUACCUUUACACUGAAUUAAUGGGACAAUAUUGUACUGGUAAAGGACAACUUAAAGAUAGACUGUAUCAAACACCAAUCAGAGUCUGAGUUCCUCUGCAGUGGCUGUAGCUGUGCAGAAACCAAACAAACUGGGUUGGAACGGAGACACGUGGGGAACAGAGGAAGAGGAAAAAGAGACAGCUGGUCACAGACAGCCUGCCAAAAAAAGGAGCGAAGCCCUGCCACAAAUGCGACAUUCUUGCAAGUCAGACAGUGAGACGCUAGCGGAAACUCUUCCUUCCUUCCUGGGCUGGAGGAAGCUCUGCUCACUCACUCUCUUUCUCUUGUCUCCGACUGCUCUCACCACAAGCCCUUCAGAACCCAGGAAUUAAAAAGAAACACCCCCCAAUCCCCCCUUUUCUCCCUCCCUCCCUGGCUUACUAGGGGCAAACAGCAUUGUGGAGCUUUCCUUUUAGAGGCUGGAGUUGAAGCAUAAGCUGAGCACCAGAUCUGACCAGCCCUCUCUUAUCACUGCAACUAUGCAUUCCACUGUCCUGAUACCAAAGAUGACCGGAUGUGUGGAACUGAACCCGGGUUUCACUAUGUCUGCUUCUUUUUGCAUUAAUGGUCUCAGAUAAAGACUGGUUCUACAGGGAAAUGCUGGGCUAGUGCCUCACAUGAUAAACUGUGUUUGAGGUGACACAUGCAGCGUGUCAUUCACUGACGAUAAAAGUGUUGACGAAAUGAAACAGCCUCAAUGGUGGCUAUGGUGUGUACGGCUUUCGUCAUUGUACGCUUGUGAACUACUGUGGGAGGUAGGAAACCAUGCAAAUUGUACAGAAUCAUGCAUAAGAUGAAAAUAUUCUGAAGGUUACAUACGUGGUACUUCAACUUUUUGUUUAUUGUAGUUGCACGAAUAAGGUUUUCUUUACUGAAAAUGUGACUUGCUGAACUUUGGUGGUACUUCUGUUUAUACAUUUUGGUUUUGCAAUUUUUUAAACUGUAAAAUGAACACGCUCCAAUCUUGAAUGCUACUUCAGCAUAUAAAUAUGAGGAAAAAAUAUUUAUAGGACUUUUGAUGUAGUAGAUAAAGCAGAUUAUGAUAUGUAUUAUAACUAGCCCUUAAAUGGAUCCAAAGAUACUUUACUUUGUUUUUUCUCUUGGUUGCAGGGAAAAGAAAGGCACAAAGCUCUUAAUGCAAAUGUUUUGAUUUUUUUUUUUUAAACACGCAAGCAAUUAAUUAAAAUGGUCUCUAGAUUUCCCUU
Messenger RNA from Notolabrus celidotus (New Zealand spotty), 4552 nucleotides. It is a transcript of the gene samd11, whose product is annotated as sterile alpha motif domain containing 11. Bases 905 to 3205 code for a protein of 766 amino acids. Gene Ontology annotation, biological process: positive regulation of transcription by RNA polymerase II. Gene Ontology annotation, molecular function: DNA-binding transcription activator activity, RNA polymerase II-specific; RNA polymerase II cis-regulatory region sequence-specific DNA binding; protein binding. The record is from RefSeq and is a predicted model, not a curated record. The transcript is spliced from 16 exons. NCBI's taxonomy places the organism in Eukaryota, Metazoa, Chordata, Actinopteri, Labriformes, Labridae.